This is a messenger RNA of Encephalitozoon intestinalis ATCC 50506, 2718 nucleotides long. RefSeq names its product patatin-like phospholipase domain containing protein 6. NCBI's taxonomy places the organism in Eukaryota, Fungi, Microsporidia, Unikaryonidae. The coding region runs from base 1 to 2718 and encodes 905 amino acids. The transcript has a single exon. Gene Ontology annotation, cellular component: endoplasmic reticulum. Gene Ontology annotation, biological process: phosphatidylcholine metabolic process. The record is from RefSeq and is a predicted model, not a curated record. Gene Ontology annotation, molecular function: phosphatidylcholine lysophospholipase A1 activity.
AUGAUGUUAUUAGUUUUCCUAAUUGUAAUAAUGAUUAUGACCGGGUUGCUGGCUGGGUUCAAGCAUUAUGGCUCUUCAAAGUACAGAACAAUUCCUUUUAAGAUAAAAUCAAGAGCUCCCGAGAAGAUUGCAUCUACAAGGCUACUUGGGAUGACUAUAGAAGAUGCUAUGAAGAGACAUCCGCUAUUCAAUUUCUACCCAAGACAGUCAAUCAAAGAGAUUUUAGAAAGCUGGGAUAGAGUAAAGUAUAAAAAUGGGGACAUAAUAACAACGCCUGGAUUUAUAUUACAAGGUUGUGUGGAGAUAUGGUAUGGAAAUUCCCUUACCUGCAUAAAAGAAAAAGGCUCUUUUCUUAAUGGAUCUAUGGAGCUUUUAGGAUAUACCACAAGAGGAAUUAAGAAGGCAAAAGGCUUUGUUGAGGUUCUCUUGGUUGAUGCCUCUUUAGCCAGAACCGAUGUAUGGUAUAUCUUGUUUUCCAUGGUUAGAAAGUCAUGUAUCGAGGUAGCUUGCAAGUAUUUUGAGUUGGAAGGCAAGCUUGUAGAAAAAGAAACUAUGAAGAUUGGAGGUGACGGAAUGAGCCAUCUAGAUUUGUUUCUAGAUUUUCUGAACAGAAAGUUUUUGCAAGGCUUGGAUGAUGGAAAGGAGGCACUUAAAAAGAGCAUUGAAACUAGAUUUGUUGGUAAAGGUGAGGUUCUUAAGGACUCUGGAGAGCCUAUGGAUUAUAUUGUGUAUGUGGUUUCCGGAGAGAUUCAGGUACUAGCGGGAGAAAAUGCUUUUAGUUUUGGAAAUGGAUCCCUGUUUGGAUAUUUUUCCUUAUUUUUUGAUUCAUAUUCGUCCAUCAAGAUUCUGGCAAAGGGAGAUUCCUCGAUUCUUAUAUGCAAUUCAUCGGUUCUGUUCAAACUUGGCCUGGAUGAAAAAAGAUUUGAUCAUUCUAUGUUACUGGAUAUCGACGAGUGUCUCCAUGUAAUAGAUGAGUCAGUCGAAUGGAUAAGGCUUUCCCCAGGGGAUAUGAUUGUUCAAAAAGGAGGCACUUCGAAGGAGAUCUUCUACAUUGCGGCUGGAAGCAUAAAGUCUGCUUCGAAGGAGUUUUCUUCUGGAAUGGCGAUAGGGGAUAGGGAAUGCAUCUUUGGGGAAAAUUGGGGCGAAUCUUUUGUGGCAACCAAAAUAACCGAUAUUGUUCGGAUUCCAUCUCUUUUAGUAGACUAUUUCUUUGAAAAUGACAAGACUUUCUUCAAAAAGUACACCAAAAGACUGUUUGAGAAUGGAAGUAGAAAGAAUGGAAAAAUAGUCAGCAUCAUUCCGAUUGGGCAAUAUAGGGAUAUUGAGUCUUUUUCAAGAAGGCUACGAGCAGCAAUCGGAGCUUCUUCAUUGCUUUUGAACCGUAAGGAUGUUGUUGACAUUCUUGCAAGAAGAUCGUUUGAUACGACUGAGGAGCUCGGGUUCAUGGAUUACCUUACAAAGAUGUCUAAGCGCUAUGAAAUAAUUCUUAUUUACGUAGAGAACGAAUAUUCUAGAUUAUUGAGGUACUUGCUAAACUUUUCGGACAUUUUGUUGACAGUUGGAACAACAUUUGCCGACAUUCCCGAGUACAAUGUUUACUGUCGAAUAGAAUUUGUCAAAAUCUACGAGGAAAGAAAGGCUUUAAACGAAAGGAGCAUGAGGAAGCGAGAGAAAACUGCACCUUCUCGCACCGGGAACGCGAAUGAAAAAGAGACGCCGAGACAAUAUGACCGGAUUCAUCAUGUUCUCUUUCCCUCGAAAACCAUUCUUUUCUGUUCCAAGGACUUUCAGAGGCUGGCGAGAUCGUUAUUAGGAAAAAGAAUAGGACUAGUUUUAGGAGGAGGAGGAGCAAGAGGACUGGCUCAUAUUGGAGUUAUUCAGGCACUUGAAGAGGAGGGAAUUCCCAUAGAUUGUGUUGGAGGAACGAGCAUGGGAGCAUUUAUCGGCGCCUUGUAUGCAAGGGAAUGCAAUAACUAUUAUGUGUUUAAGCAGGCAAAAAGAUUUUCUAGAAAGAUGUCCAACAUAUGGCUUCUCCUUCUAGACUUAACUUAUCCCAUCUGCUCUAUGUUCUCGGGGCACGGAUUCAACAGGUCACUCCAUUCUGUGUUUGGUGAUAGUCUAAUACAAGAUCUGUGGCUGGAGUAUUUCUGUAUCACCACCAAUAUAUCUAACUACGAAGAAGAGGUGCACAGAAACGGAAUGAUUUGGAGAUAUGUGCGUGCAAGCAUGGGGCUCUGUGGAUAUCUGCCUCCUAUAUGUGAUAACAAAAAACUACUAGUUGAUGGAGGAUACUUGAACAACGUUCCUGCUGAUGUGAUGAUGAGUAUGCAAGUGGAGAAAAUCAUUACUGUGGAUGUUGGGACGGUUCUAGAAAAUGAUUACUUUGAUUAUGGAGACACCCUUAGUGGAUUUACCAUCCUAUUCAAUAGGUUCUUUGGCAACAAGAAAUUUGUGACGAUGGAAGAGAUUCAAUAUAGACUGGCCUAUAUCUCUACAGAGCGAAAGACAAAAGAGCUCCAGGCAAACGGAAAUAUAGUUAUGCUAAAGCCUGAUCUUGGAAAAUAUAGAACGAUGGACUUUAAGAAGUUUGACGAAAUUGUUGCAUGUGGAUACCAGUCUACCAAAGAUGCAAUCUCCGAAUGGAAGCGGAAAGGAAUCUUCGAUACUCUCUUUCUCAAUCUAAAAAAACAAACACCAAAAAGAAGAUAUUCCGUGUGA